Octopus sinensis (East Asian common octopus) is the source of this 1440-nucleotide messenger RNA. RefSeq names its product heat shock 70 kDa protein 13. Gene Ontology annotation, biological process: vesicle-mediated transport; protein refolding; cellular response to unfolded protein. The record is from RefSeq and is a predicted model, not a curated record. Gene Ontology annotation, cellular component: nucleus; plasma membrane; cytosol. Bases 104 to 1402 code for a protein of 432 amino acids. Lineage: Eukaryota; Metazoa; Mollusca; Cephalopoda; Octopoda; Octopodidae. The transcript has 7 exons. Gene Ontology annotation, molecular function: ATP-dependent protein folding chaperone; ATP hydrolysis activity; misfolded protein binding.
GAUCGCUGUAAUUAACACGUGUAUUUCCCUGUUGAAUCAAUCUUGUCAACAACCGGUUUCUAAAAUUUCGUUUUUCUCUCACUACCUGUGACUUGGAGCUAAGAUGGGAGUUGGAUUCGUAAUUUUAGGUUCUUCCAUCUUGGCAUUGCUGUUGGCUGGUUAUUUGGCUCAGUAUCUGCUGCCACCUCCUGUACCAAAGAUCCUUGGGAUAGACUUAGGUACAACCUACUCCUGUAUUGGAAUGUACCAUGCAGUGUCUGGAAGAGUAGAUAUUUUGUCUGUCCAAAAUGAACAGCAGUGCAUCCCAAGUGUUGUAGCAUUCAAUGAAAGUGGUGUAUAUGUUGGUUACGAUGCUGUAGCCCAGGCAGAGUACAACCCCAAGAAUACCAUCUAUGAUAGCAAGCGCUUUAUAGGGAGACAUUUUACUCCUGAAGAACUUGCUGAAAUUCAGAAACACUACCCAUUUCAGAUGUCUUUAAGGAAUGGUAAAUAUCCUGUGUUCCACAUCAAUGUUAAUAACAACCUAACAUACAAGACACCUGAAGAAAUUAGCAGCGUUCUUCUUCGAACUCUAGUUGCAGCUGCAGACCGGAACUUGUCAGUUGCUGUUAAGAAAGUUGUCAUCUCUGUACCAGCGGAAUUUGAUGAAAUGCAACGGAAUUACACGAGGAAAUCAGCAAAUCUCCUUGGUCUUCAAGUGAUGCGGAUAAUCAAUGAACCUACAGCUGCUGCUAUGGCUUAUGGUUUCCACAGUGCACCAAGUCUUCGCUACAUAAUUGUUGUAGAUUUAGGUGGUGGAACGCUAGAUGUUUCCUUGCUCAAUGUGCAAGGGGGAAUGUUUUUGACCCUUGCAAUGGCUGGUAAUAACCGUUUAGGCGGACAAGAUUUUAACCAACGGCUUACUGACCACAUGCUGGAUUUGAUCAGUAAACAGUUCAACAAACAGUUAGAAGACAAGACAGACAGACAGACACUGCGUUUUCAAGUAGAGGAAGCUAAAUUGAAGCUGACCAACAAUUUGUCAACAGACAUCAGCAUGAAAAUCACCUCCUUUCAAGGUUCACCAACAUUCCAGACCACUGUCACGAGACAACACUUUGAAAAUCUCAAUGCUGACCUAUUUAAGAAAGUGCUAGACCCUAUUGAUUCUGUACUGAAAACGGUACUUAUGGAUCGCCAGGAAGUGCAUGAUGUUGUUUUGGUUGGCGGAUCGACUCGAAUACCAAGGGUCCGGGAACUCAUUAAAGAGUAUUUCAACAAAGAUCCAAAUACGUCAGUCGAGCCGGAACUAGCUGUAGCCAUUGGUGUUUCCAUCCAGGCAGGUAUACUUGGUGGGAUGUGGCCAUUAACUGUUAGUGCUGUAGAAAAACCUAUACGGACCAAAAAAAUUCAUAUUUCUUGAUCAAGCUAGCAGAAUUGAACUAAACAAAUUGUACAGAC